CAGGGAAGUGGCGCCUUUCUUUUAACAUGAGGAACUAAAAUCUAUAUUCCGGCUAACUACCGAGUAAUAAACAUUUAAUUACAAUUAACUGAGGGACUCACAAACUUUUUUAAUCACACUUCAUUACUCUACAAACAAAAUACAAACGAUUACAUAUAGCAGUUCCUUAAAAUUACGUUCAAUUCCGGUCAAGUGUAUACGAAUAUAUAGUCACCACUCAGCACUUAAUGAUUUAAAAGGUAUCAAAGUAGAAGUUAUUAAACUCUUAUCGCAAAUUAUCAUGGCUGCAUUUGAAGGUCAAUGUUGAGUCAAUAUACAUAUUAAUUAACUAGUAUAAUACUUUUGUAGAAUAUUUAACAUUACCAGUAUCAGUACAGUACCAGUACCAAUAGCACUAGCGAUAGCAAUAGCUAAAUAUUAGCAAUAGCUUAGAAAGCAAAAUAAAAAAUGUCUGCAAAUACAGCUGCAUACAAGAUUUGGAAGAGGAGUAAUUCGGUGACUACAUUUUUGUGGAGAUCACCUAGAGCUUUCCAAAUCCAGAGAGCGAUUUGUACCUCUACGCAAAACAGAUUUCUUCUCAGCGAUGCUAAUCGAGUUGAGAACAAAGUAGUGAGCCAAAAAACAGACUGGAAUAAAACUAUGUUUGAAGCAGAAACGAUUGUUGGAUAUCCGACAUCCUUCUUGAAUUUGAGAUGGCUAUUGAGCGAUGAAUUUGCAACCGUCGCGUUACACUUAAGAAAGUUAGUGGGCUCGAAUCAUCCUUUACUAAAAACGGCUAAGAGCAUUAUUUACAAUGGACAUAAUACACAAGCAUUUGGACUUAUUGUGCUGUUAAUUUCUAAAGCUGCUGGUCAUCUGAAUGCACAACCAGUGCAAGAAAAUAAAGCUACUGGCGUAUUGCAUAGUCAAAGAGUUUUAGCUGAAAUUACAGAAAUGAUACGCACUAGCAAUUUGAUACAUAGAGGAUUGGUAAAUAUAAAUACAGAUAAAUCUUUGAACUCUAGCCAAAUGAACAAUAUGAUUUUUGGCAAUAAAAUAGCAUUGUUAUGCGGUGAUUAUUUACUUAGCAACAGCUAUACUGAAUUAGCAGCUCUCAGAAAUCAAGAUCUUGAUUUCUUAAUAGCAUCUGCAGUAAAAGAUUUAACUCAAGCAGAAUUUGUAUCACGCAGAGACAAUCAGAAUUUUCCCAUACCACCAGUACUACCUGAAAAUCAGAAGGAUUAUGUGUUGAAGGAAUGGACGCUUCUAAAUGUUUACGGUGCUGGAUCAUUGCUUGGAAAAGCUUGUCAAGGUACAUUAAAGCUAGCCGGACACAGCGAAGAAAUACAGAAGGAAGGUUAUAAGUUUGGCGAGCAUUUGGCUUUAGCUUGGCAGGCUUCUCUGGAUUUAGGUUUAUGUAUUAAUAAGGACAAGGGGAUUCUGCAUAAUUUGUGCGCCGCGCCCAUCAUGUUCCACGUUGCACAUGAUCCAUCAAUUUUAACGGAGCUUGACAAAGGACUAGAAUCAGUUGAAAACGUUGAUUAUUUGAAGGUGCUCGAGUUCGUUGCAGCUGGUCCAGGCAUAGGAUUAACCAAAGAGCUCGUGAAGGAACAUUCACAAAAAGCAAUGGAAGUUUUAAGUGUGUUUAAAGAAAAUGAUGCUAGAAAGGCAUUAUCUAAUAUUCUUAUCGCAAUAGGUGAUUUUUAAUGUCUUGUUUUCUGUUACUUAUUUUGUUAAUUGUUACACAGUUUAAAUAGAAAGAUAUAACAUUUUAAGUUCGUAUGUAAUGUUUAUACAAACUUAAAAUGUGAUAUGUGAUAUGUCGUAUAUCACACUAAUAUAAAUAAUAAUCUUGCUUAGUGAAUUAAACAAAAUCG
This is a messenger RNA of Ooceraea biroi (clonal raider ant), 1856 nucleotides long. Its product is annotated as decaprenyl-diphosphate synthase subunit 2. Gene Ontology annotation, molecular function: prenyltransferase activity. Gene Ontology annotation, biological process: isoprenoid biosynthetic process; ubiquinone biosynthetic process. Gene Ontology annotation, cellular component: transferase complex; mitochondrion. The record is from RefSeq and is a predicted model, not a curated record. NCBI's taxonomy places the organism in Eukaryota, Metazoa, Arthropoda, Insecta, Hymenoptera, Formicidae.